UUGAUUUCUUAAUCCUUAUUUCCCUCUGAUGCGCCGCCACGGCUCUCUGGGUUCUGCUCCAUCCGUCAGCCUCACCUCUCUUCCGUCCGUCAGCGCGAAUCGUUGGCGUCACCUCCUCCCCCAGCUUCCCAGCCUUGCCUCCUCCUCUGCUCUACGCCUCUGAUCCACUCGUUUCAAACUUGACUAUCAAAUGAUUAAUGAUGAUGGAGAGUUGGAAAGUGACCAAAGGAUGGAUUGGCAAGGACAAAAGCUAGCAGAGCAGCUGAUGCAGAUAUUGCUGCUUUCCUUUGCUGUGGUUGCAUUCACAACUGGAUAUUUUAUGGCUUCUUUCCAAAUGAUGAUCCUCACAUAUUUUGGUGGUGUUGUUCUAACUACAUUGGUGACCGUCCCUAAUUGGCCGUUCUACAAUCGCCAUCCUCUCGAGUGGUUGGACCCAAGCGAAGUAGAGAAGCAUCCGAAGCCGCAACCGUCUGCAAACUCAACUUCAAAGAAGAAACCUGUUAAGAAGUAAGACUUAGAAUCGCAAAAGAAAAGAUCACUUAUUGUGGUUCUAGAAAUACAUGAUUUUAAAGUUUAAUUGUUUAUACUUUUGACAGUAACUUGCAUCCUAUUUUAGUUUAAUCUCUUUUAGAUAUUGAUAAUAUAAUUAAUGGGGUUAGAGGAACAUUGUCCUCUCGGUGAUGGUCACUUAG
Messenger RNA from Arachis ipaensis, 692 nucleotides. The record is from RefSeq and is a predicted model, not a curated record. Lineage: Eukaryota; Viridiplantae; Streptophyta; Magnoliopsida; Fabales; Fabaceae.